Molecule: messenger RNA, 1060 nt
Organism: Amoebophrya sp. A25
Lineage: Eukaryota; Dinophyceae; Syndiniales; Amoebophryaceae
Source: the annotation of a GenBank genome assembly
UCCACCAGCUGCAGAUGGAAGCGGCCCUCCGAAUGAUGCCGCAGGCGCCGGUGCCGCAGCAGGAUCUCCAGCAGCACCGGCAGCCGAUCAAACCGCACCUGCGACCGGUGGUGGAGGGUCCGGUGGAAAUGCAGGAGGUGGUGGUAAAAGUGUAGAGGAAGCAGUUGGCGGUACAGGAACAGGCGGUGAAGGAGAACGAAGUAUAGGAGGAGGUAAACCAAGUGGUCAUAAGGGGGAGCAAAAUGGUGGUAGUGGUGGUGGUCCUGCUGAUAUCUUAGCGUCAGUUACGGGCGGCAACGAAGGAGGGCUAGGCCAUGGUGGUACGGGCGGCAACGAAGGAGGGCUAGGCCAUGGUGGUGGUGGUGGUCAACCUGGUGGCAACGACCCAUAGGAAGAAGAGAUUACUCCUGAUCAACCAAAGUAUUAGAUCACAGAGUGUUGAAUCACCAUCGUUGUGACCCUCUUGAAGAAGUCGCAUGAUCACCAAGACGAGUCAAUGUGAGCACAACUUUGUGUGUGAAGAGUGAGGUGACUGCUAAUGCUGUCAUCGUGCUCUAAAUCUUCGAUUUUGCUAAUCUAUUUUUCUUCGACAAUCAUCGUGUAUAGUCACUAGUCAGACCUCCUUUAACUUACUGCCUUUUAUGACUCUUGUCCAUAUUUUAUCCAGUUCCAUGCUUAUUGAAGAUUUCUUGACAACUUUUACUCCCAUUCAUUCCGAGAAUGCAACAUCAAACGGUUUUUAGGACUGAACGCUUCCUCUGUUGAAGGGGUUCCCAAGGAAUUGGCUUCAGGAAUAAUUGACCAUGUGGUUGUGGAGGAAUACGCGACGACCCAGCCAUUUUCACGAUCACGACAUAGCGAAGAGCGAGACCAGCUUUGCCUCUGAUAGAGUUAGAGAUAACUCGUCCAUCAUGCCCACAAUGACAAUGCAGAGUGUCAGCUACAAGAUUGAGUUUGAGGUAGCCGAACAUCUACUACUUACAUUUUUAAUAUUUACGCUCGUGGACGCGUAAGAAGAGGAGUACCAUCAUGAUGUUGAGAGAUGAAAACGUGAAUUCCC